Molecule: messenger RNA, 720 nt
Organism: Cryptococcus wingfieldii CBS 7118
Lineage: Eukaryota; Fungi; Basidiomycota; Tremellomycetes; Tremellales; Cryptococcaceae
Product: pyridoxamine 5'-phosphate oxidase
Exons: 2
Coding region: 1-720 (239 amino acids)
Biological process (GO): pyridoxine biosynthetic process
Molecular function (GO): FMN binding; pyridoxamine phosphate oxidase activity
Source: RefSeq, a predicted model, not a curated record
AUGUCCUCCCAACACAUCUACGCCACCCCAGCCACCACAGCCGCCCCCGAGACUGUCAAGCUCACCACCCACAACCAAUACGUCACUCCCCGCCUCCUCGCUGGCGACCUCGACCCCAGCCCCCUCUUGCAGUUCAACUCCUGGUUCGCCUCUGUUCUGAACCCUACAGAGUCAGAGGCGGCGGGCGGGCGAAAGGUGCAUGAGCCGGAAGCUAUGACGCUGUCUACGGCGACUGCGCGGGGUAUCCCUUCGUCCAGAGUCGUCUUGCUCAAGACGGUGGACAAGACUGGGUUUGUGUUCUUUACGAACUACAAUUCUCGUAAAUCGCAAGAACUCAUUGCGAACCCUUACGCCUCGCUUGCGUUCUAUUGGCGAGAAGUAUCCCGACAAGUGCGGGUAGUAGGCAAGGUGGAGAAGGUUAGCAGGGAAGAGAGUGUGGAGUAUUACAAUACGAGGCCGAGAGGGAGCAGGCUGGGAGCCUGGGCGAGCGAGCAAAGUAAACCAGUACAAGAGGGAGAGCUGGAGAAGAAGGUGAAGAUGCAGGAGCAAAAGUGGGAAGGCAAGGAAGUGGAUUGUCCAGAGUUCUGGGGUGGAUGGAGGAUUGUGCCGUUCGAGGUCGAGUUCUGGUCUGGCCAGCCGUCAAGGCUGCAUGACCGAUUCAAGUACACCCGCGCAGAGGGUAGCAGCGGAGAGUGGAAGAUUGAGAAAUUGUCGCCAUAA